Messenger RNA from Cygnus olor (mute swan), 1414 nucleotides. It is a transcript of the gene ECHDC3, whose product is annotated as enoyl-CoA hydratase domain containing 3. NCBI's taxonomy places the organism in Eukaryota, Metazoa, Chordata, Aves, Anseriformes, Anatidae. Bases 169 to 1053 code for a protein of 294 amino acids. The record is from RefSeq and is a predicted model, not a curated record. The transcript is spliced from 5 exons. Gene Ontology annotation, cellular component: mitochondrion. Gene Ontology annotation, molecular function: hydro-lyase activity.
AGCCCAGCGGGGUGGGGGGGCUCGCACCGAGCCGGGUCAAGCCGCUUCCCCGCGGGACAAGGGACCAGGGCCGGCUUCCCCGAACUGCCAGCCCGCCCUGAGGCCUCCGGGGCUCAGCUCCAGGCCGGGCAGGAGCCGGGCUAGGGGUCAGUAACGAGCCGGGCAGCGAUGGCGGCCGCCGCCAGGCUGUGGAGGCUGAGGCGGCGCCUGGCCGGGCCUGUGGCCGCAGCCUGCCGCAGCAGCAGCAGCAGCGCGGCCCCGCCGGAGAAGCUCACCCUGAGGCGGCAGGCCGAGGGGGUCCGAAGCAUUGUCUUGAACAACCCCAAGAAGAGAAACGCCCUGUCCCUCUCCAUGCUGCAGGCGCUGAAGGAGGACCUGCUGCACGACAUCAAAAGCAAAGAGCUCCGCGUUAUCAUCAUUUCAGCUGAAGGCCCUGUAUUUUGUUCUGGCCAUGAUUUAAAGGAACUGUCAAGUGAAGAUGAUGUGAAGCAUCACUCCCAAGUAUUUGCAGUAUGUGCAGAGGUUAUGACUUUAAUCCAGAAACUUCCAGUACCGGUGAUUGCCCAAGUAAAUGGCUUGGCUACAGCAGCAGGCUGUCAGCUAGUGGCAAGCUGUGACAUUGCGGUGGCGAGUGAGAAAUCUCAAUUUGCUACUCCUGGAGUAAACAUCGGAUUGUUUUGCUCCACACCAGCUGUGGCCUUGGGCAGAUCUCUUCCAAGAAAGGUGGCAUUAGAGAUGCUUUUCACGGGUGAACCUCUUUCUGCCCACGAAGCCUUAAUGCACGGGCUUGUCAGCAAGGUGGUACCAGAAGACAAGCUAGAAGAAGAGACCAUGAGAAUCUCUCGCAAGAUAUGCAAAAGCAGCAAAUCCGUCCUGGCACUGGGGAAAGCCACCUUCUACAGACAGAUGGCACAGGACCUUGAUACUGCUUACAAAAUAACCUCUCAGGUCAUGGUAGACAAUUUGACUUUGAGGGAUGGGCAGGAAGGCAUUGAAGCCUUUAUUCAGAAACGUAAGCCUGUCUGGUCACAUUCUCAGGAUGAGAAGAAAUGAAUACUGUUUCUAAGCUAAGCGUAGCUGUGCUUCGUGAUUCUUCACACAGCUGCCUUUGGGAACUAUAUUUCUGUUCUUUCUGAAAGUUAAAUUUCUUAUCAUACCUAUGCCAAAGCCACAAUAAAUUAUUUCUAAGUAUAUAUAAUAAAUUUUAAGAAAAAUCAAACCAAAUAUAUAUUUUUUUCAGCAAUGAAUCUUUUCUGUGGUUUCAGAAGGAAUGCUGUGCUACAAAAAUCAGGUUGAUAUGUCCCAGAUUACGUAUGGAAUCACAUGGACUGAGAGAGAACUCGGAUCACCCUGUUUAGUACCUGUCUCCCUAGUUCUGGUUGUUAUUAAUAGAGAAUUAAAGGGUUUGGACACA